GUUUUGCUUCAGCCCUCAACAAACAUGGCGGAGAGCGAGCAGCAGUCAGGUGCCUCUCCUGAAGAUGAUAGACCUCCCAUACCUGUCAGUUUCAACUUCAUGGUGCCAAAGAAGGAGAUCAGCAUGGUUCCUGAUAUGGGCAAAUGGAAGAGAUCUCAGGCGUAUGCAGACUACAUGGGAUUCAUUCUGACUCUGAAUGAAGGGGUGAAAGGAAAGAAGCUCACAUGUGAAUACCCAGUUUCAGAGACAGUGGAAAAGCUGCUCUCACUGUUGGGGACUUUAGAUCGCUGGAUAGAUGAAACACCACCUGUAGACCAGCCCUCACGCUUUGGCAAUAAAGCUUACCGUACUUGGUAUGCCAAACUAGACCAGGAGGCUGAGACUCUAGUCUCCGCAGUUCUUCCAUCUGAUCUCAGUGCUGCUGCUCCAGAGAUCGCUGUAUAUCUGAAGGAGGCUGUAGGCAACUCCACCAGGAUUGACUAUGGCACAGGUCACGAAGCUGCCUUUGCAGCAUUCCUCUGCUGUCUUUGCAAAGUGGGAGCUCUCCGAGUGGAAGACCAAUUGGCCAUCAUUUUUAAAGUAUUUGACAGGUAUCUGCGAGUGAUGCGGAAGCUGCAGAAGACGUACAGGAUGGAGCCGGCAGGCAGCCAGGGCGUGUGGGGGCUUGACGACUUCCAAUUUCUGCCCUUCAUUUGGGGCAGCUCCCAGCUCAUAGACCACCCAACCCUAGAGCCCAGGCACUUUGUGGAGGAGAAGGUGGUGAACGAAUACCACCAGGACUACAUGUUCUUGGAGUGCAUCAAGUUCAUCAAUGAGAUGAAAACGGGUCCCUUUGCUGAGCACUCUAACCAGCUGUGGAACAUUAGCGCUGUCCCUUCCUGGUCCAAAGUCAACCAAGGCCUUAUACGAAUGUACAAGGCUGAAUGUCUAGAAAAGUUCCCCGUCAUCCAGCACUUCAAGUUCGGCAGUCUGCUUUCCAUCCAGCCUGUGAAACCGUGAAUGGCAGCAGGAAGACCCAAUCAAAGAGCACAACCAAAACUCAAGCCCCUGAGCAAACCACCAAAUCCCCCUAGCCACAAUCAUCAAGCCCCAAUAUUUACCCAUUGCUCAAAAUUAAUAGAUGUGCCUACAAUCCAAAUCCUACUUCUAACACCAAGUCACCGUGGCUGCCACCCUCUUAAAUGAUGGAAUUUGUUUUGCUGAAAUUCUAAAUUUCCCUGCAAUAUUGGAAACUGAGUCAAUCCCCCC
This is a messenger RNA of Colossoma macropomum (tambaqui), 1248 nucleotides long. RefSeq names its product protein phosphatase 2 phosphatase activator (gene ptpa). Gene Ontology annotation, cellular component: nucleus; cytoplasm; protein phosphatase type 2A complex. The record is from RefSeq and is a predicted model, not a curated record. The transcript has 10 exons. Gene Ontology annotation, biological process: mitotic spindle organization. Gene Ontology annotation, molecular function: protein tyrosine phosphatase activator activity; peptidyl-prolyl cis-trans isomerase activity. Lineage: Eukaryota; Metazoa; Chordata; Actinopteri; Characiformes; Serrasalmidae. Bases 25 to 999 code for a protein of 324 amino acids.